Messenger RNA from Bathycoccus prasinos, 534 nucleotides. RefSeq lists its product with no specific name. NCBI's taxonomy places the organism in Eukaryota, Viridiplantae, Chlorophyta, Mamiellophyceae, Mamiellales, Bathycoccaceae. Gene Ontology annotation, molecular function: nitrite reductase [NAD(P)H] activity; 2 iron, 2 sulfur cluster binding. The record is from RefSeq and is a predicted model, not a curated record. The coding region runs from base 1 to 534 and encodes 177 amino acids. The transcript has a single exon.
AUGGCGAGAGGGAAACGCAAAGGCAUCGCGGAUAUAAUCGGCGAAGAAAUCGACGGGCAAGAGAAGAAGAAAAAAGAACCCCAACAAAAGGUGAAAAUACGCUCGGAAGGGAAGAAAAUGGCGGACGAGUUUAACAACAAAGGGAAGAUUCCAAAUGGGUUUUUGAAGAUAUUAAACUUACAAGACUUUGACGAGAAGAAGAAUAUUAAAGCGGUGACGUUAGCGAAUGGGAACUUUUGCGUGGUGCGAGUGGGAGAGUUGAUUUAUGUCUGCGAUUGUAACUCAACCGCGUAUAAGUAUCCGCUCAUCGACGGGGAGUUAUUCAACGGUCCCGGAGGCGCGUCGAUUCGGUCUCCGUUUGACGGGACCAGUUACGAUUUGACGACUGGGAAAGUCAUCGAGUGGUGUCCUCAGGACACGUUGCCGAGGAAGAUGUUGGGGAAGCUGAAGGAAAACGCGACGCCGGUGGAUUUAGGCGUAUAUCCAGUCAUCGUCGACGAACAAGGCGACAUUUACGCCAGUUUCGUGCAAUAA